CUUUAUUGCUACACCACUUGAAACCUUUGUUCCCUCUGAGUCUAUCAUCAACAUCAACUUUUAGCGUACAAGACUCGAUUCAGUUCAAGAAAAGAGUUUGCAAGGAAACACACCUUUAAGUCAGCUAAACUUGAAGAUUAACGAGGCUAGAAAUCUUUUUUAUUCUCUUACUUCACGCAUUGAACAUUACCGAUCUGAAGUAAGGUUUGCGAGCUGCUUUAACCAGUAAAAAGCAGCCAAUUCGACUUCCCUCUAUCAUUACAUCUCCCUACCAUCCUUGAAAAACCUUUGCCACUCAAACAAACCUAAUGUCGACGAUCAGUUCGAACCCAUUUGCUCUUCUGAGCGGAGGUGACUCCGAUGAUGAAGGAGGUCGACCAAUGGUCAAAGCACCAACCCCAGCCGUUGCUCCUGUGAAGAAACCCAACACAGCCCAACAGCAACCCAAGCGUGAUCGAGGUGAUUACCCAUCCCGAGGUGGACCCCGAAAGGUUUAUGGUGGUGCACCUAGUGCUGCUCCGAUCGGUGAAGUCGAAGUGAUCGGUGCUAAAGCCGCUGGGUUCACCAACAAUGGUCGUGAUGAUCGAGGUGAACGUCGUGGUGGAGGUGGUGGCCCACGUGGUCGUGGUGGUCGCGGCCGAGGUGCAGGCCGAGGUCGGGGUGGUGGUCGAUUUGAUGAUCGCCCUGACCGUCACAGCACCACUGGUGUUCACGACACUGAUCGUAAAGUCGCCUCAGGCUGGGGUGCCGAAGAAGGUAAACAAGAACUUCAAGCUGAGACCGAAGGAUGGGGUGAUGCCAAGGCUGCCAUCUCGCCCAAAGUACCUGAAGGUGCUGAUGAAGGAUGGGGCGCUGGUGUGACCGAAGAAGGUUCACCAGCCGUUAACGGAAAAGCCGAUUGGGGAGCAGGCGAGGCCGGUACUCCUGACAGCAAUGAAAAACCUGUUGAAGAAGAAGACAAAACAAAGACCUUUGAAGAAUACCUAGCUGAGAAAGCUGCUGCUAUCAGUCCCUUGAUUGGCAAGAAAGAAGCACGAAAACCUAAUGAAGGUGCGGAUGAAAGUCAAUGGAAAGGUGCCGUUCAAUUAGUCAAAGGUGCUGAACAGGAAGAGGUUUUCUUCCAAGUUAACAAGGAAAAGAAAGCCAGCAACGCUUCUAGCAACAAGAAGAACAAGGAAAAGACUUAUAUUGAAGUUGAACCAUUGGGAUACCGACCACCACGAACUGGAGGUGAACGUGGUGGACGUGGUGGUGGACGUGGUGGAAGAGAUAAUGGUGAACCAAGAGAAUUUGGACGUGGUGGACGUGGUGGUGGUCGAGGUGGUCGAGGAAGAGGUGGAUUUGGUGGGAAUGGUGGUGGAAAUGGUGGUAGAGCAAAAGAAUUUAAUGCUGAAGACGCCAAUGCGUUCCCUAGCUUAAGUUAAACUCAAAAACUUAAAUUACUACUCUUUGAUUCAUAGCAUUGAAACUAGAGAAAGAAAAAAGAUCACACACCGUUGAUGAUAAAAGUUAAUGUUCUUUUGUUUGUUUGUGUGAUUGAUUGAAUUGAAUUGAUUGAAAUGAUUGGAUGCAAAAGACGUGUGUGUGUGUGUGUUUUGAAAUCAGAUAUGAAGAAAACAAUGGCGCUCUCGCAACGAAAAAAACAACAAAAUCUUUUCUUUCAUUAUUUUGUUUUUGUUUUGAUUUUUUGGGGAAAAGCAUGAAAGAAAAACAAAAUUGUAUAUGUGAGAUGCUUUCUUCAUAUAUAUAUACUUAUAUAUCUUUAUAUCUUGCUUUUUUUACCUUCAUAUUAGAAAUUAGAAUGUUUCACUUUUUUGACUU
Melampsora larici-populina 98AG31 is the source of this 1821-nucleotide messenger RNA. RefSeq lists its product as uncharacterized. Bases 309 to 1424 code for a protein of 371 amino acids. Gene Ontology annotation, molecular function: RNA binding. The record is from RefSeq and is a predicted model, not a curated record. Gene Ontology annotation, cellular component: nucleus; cytoplasm. The transcript is spliced from 8 exons. Lineage: Eukaryota; Fungi; Basidiomycota; Pucciniomycetes; Pucciniales; Melampsoraceae.